Messenger RNA from Anopheles aquasalis, 812 nucleotides. RefSeq names its product 27 kDa glycoprotein-like. The record is from RefSeq and is a predicted model, not a curated record. Lineage: Eukaryota; Metazoa; Arthropoda; Insecta; Diptera; Culicidae.
UGAAGGUGGUUCAUAAUAACGUCUUUAGAAUGUCAAAGUGGAGUGUUAUUUUGCUCUUCAUUGGGCUGUUCGUGGUUAGUGAUGGAUCUCCGCUGUCCCAUGAAAGCUCUGAUUCGGACGAAGUAGAUACAACGGGCCAUUCGACUUUUACGAUCAACCUAAUAAAAAAAUGCAAAAAAAACACUGGCUCCAACGCCGCAUUCUGGGCAGUAAUGGAAUCGGCAGAGAAAACUUCAAUAUGUCUGUCCGAGUUCAAUAUAAAAGCACACAGUUUUAAAACCGAUUUUGAUCACAUGACAAACGCAACACGAACAGCAUUCUUCAAGAAAUAUUGUUCUGAAGGGCGAUUGCUGUUCUCGUGCUUUGAUGACGUGCAGGCUCAUUUGAGACCAUGUCUCGGAGAGCGUGACUUAAAAAUUUUGAACGUCACACAGACUGUCUUUCCAGAAACCCUGGACUAUGUGUGUAAAAACGAUGGAGAAAUAAUAUACAAACUGAAAGACCAGACACGCUACGAAUGCUUCACGCAGAAGUUUGAUCAAGUGUUUGAGUGUGCCAGAAACGGCGAAACGGGUGUGUUUUACGGAUGGGAUAUUUUCGAACUGACACAGGAUCAAUGCAGCAUACUUAUGGCCUUCAGGGAGUGUUUGAAGAACACAAUGGACACUUGUGACUUGUCAGACGUUGUAAGCCUCUAUGAUAUGAUCGUAAAUCCGAUAUUGCGCUUAUCGCUUUGUGCCAACAGUACCGAGAAACCGAAGGACGAAACGCAUCAGGAAAACUCCACUGAUGAGGUUUUAAACAGAGAGUAA